CUUAACCGUGGAUGGCGAAAAAAUUCUCACUGACUGUGUUUUAUCGGCGAAUGCUUGGCGUCAGAUUGAAUUUGCUCUAGGCGACGAUGUGAGUCGGGAGAUUUUUUGCAUGAGACUGAAGUAUGAAGAAGAUCCGAAUGCGGUGAAAAAUGGACCCUCUGCGCAUUUGCUUGCCAAUUCACCCGGAGGCCUUUCCUCAAGGUCAAAGACUCCUAGUCCGAAGAAGUCGAAAAGUCGUUUCGGUUUAGGCAGCAGUGCUGCCAAUUUGUUUCAUGGCUCGCCUGUGCGGAGUUUCUUAUCUUCGCCACUCAGAAUGCGCAGUCCAGCUAUACUGUCGAAAAUGGUCGGCGGCAGUGGCAGUCCAAAAAAGCUUAAUCAGGCAAGAAGGGAAAGCUCUCGCCUGUUGCUAGAGGAUGCAGCAAGAAUAUCACACCCACAAAUCGUUGUUGGGGAUGACAAUGACGAACAAGAUGAACAUAGAGAACAUGACGACGAAGGAAAAGACAUCAAGAAAGGUCAUGAUGUUAAUGCAACUAAGAGUCCACGAGCCAGCCUAGUUUCCGUCUCUCCCAAACCGUCUCAAACCGCGAAAAUGAGCGGUCUGGGCUCUUUUCUGUAUAGUUCAUCUUUUUUGGGAGGCAAUGGGACUAACAGUGCGAAAAAGGCAAAGCGCGGUCGUGACUCAGGAGGAUUAGUACUAGGAGAUGAGGACGAUGAGGACGUGGAUGGAGAUGCUGACUUCCAUAGGAGAGGAUCAAGUAUGGAUCAAGAGCAACGGCAAGCCAAGAGUCCUGAACGAAACAAGGACGAACAGCGGAACCAAAAUGAUCACCUAGCAUUACGUGCAACCUCUACAUCGCAUGAAACAAACUUUCCGCCCUGUGUUGGCGCCCAAGAGCUCCACCAGCAGUCUGCUCGCAAAGCAGGCAGAACACAGUCAGCCGAUUCCAUAGUACCUGACUCUUUGAUAUCGUCUCGAUCGACCACAUCUGUAGCAAAAGGUAGUAAAGGUCCUCCAGCCGCAUCGACCAGACGAAGUACUUUUGGCUUUUACCUACCAAGAGCUUCUACUAGUACGAGACGACUGAGGUCAACACGUCGAAGAAGAAGUUCUAACUGUUUUUCGAUUCCAAGCGAUGCAGAAGGAGAAGCGGAUGAGGAGGACCUCUCUGUCGAACAGAAGAAACAGCCGCUUUCUGCGCGUUCUGUGCGACCUCCUACGACCUUCCUAAGUACGAAACAGGAAAGUGGAAAGAACCUCUUGGAGCCUGUAGUUGUUGGCAGUGGCUACACAGUCCGUGUGCUCACCCCUAACACUGUUGAUAGAAAUCGUCUCAGUCAAAUGAAUGGUACAACUGCGACUGAAAACAUAGUGAACAAUAAGGUUACUCCCGUAAUGAGGAGCGAAGUUGCUGAUGAUGAAGAGCUCCCGACGUAUGAGAAUGCCCCUUCUUUUGCGCAAUACGUCAAGGCCGGAUCAUCACGACUUCUACUGGGUAGUGGCAAUAAUAUUAACGCGACUACUACUAUAGCACCAGAACAGGACGCAUCAGUAAUAUUAACUGCUUGUCCUUCUCCUUCACGCGCGAGAAACGAGAAUGGUAUUCGCAAGCGCGAUUGCGUUCGACGUUGUUUCGGUCGAAUUUGUGGGUCGAGGGAGCAGGGGCCUAUUGAGGAUGACUGAUACAACUAGAUGGAAAUUAUACGAUUCAGCAUACACAUAAAGACUCCAAGAAAACUGAUUUUUUGCGCCUAUCAAUUUUACGCUACGCAUUGUUAAUAUUUGAUUAUCGUGAUCCGGCCGAGAGAACGAAAUCGAAAAAAAAGCAAACGUUAGACGAGUCAAUCUGAAGAUGGCAAAUAAGUGAUCGAUCAUCUUGAACGUGAG
Molecule: messenger RNA, 1888 nt
Organism: Amoebophrya sp. A25
Lineage: Eukaryota; Dinophyceae; Syndiniales; Amoebophryaceae
Source: the annotation of a GenBank genome assembly